AUGAAAGUCUGUCUCUUCGCUUUGGGGCUUGCCCUCUGCUGCGCCGUCCAGGCAGAUGACUCGACACCAUUCGAGAAUGCCGAGCUUAGCAGGUUGACAGGACCGUGGUACAGUAUAGCCAUGGCAACCAAUUGCCCGAAGUUGAGGGAAAUGUCCCGCCAUAUGCCCAUAAUCCCUGCCGUGCUUCAUUCAGUGACAAAGGAUGAAUUCAGAAUGAAGAUCAACCUGCGCAUGCCACAAGGGUGCAAGGAAAUAAAUCCUGUCAUCAGGAAAGAAGAUGGAGUAUACACCACUACAUGUGAGCGAGGUGGUAAAAAAAUUAUGGAUAAGAUACAAACCGAUUAUUCAACACAAGCCUCAAUCAGCAUGAAGAUGACUUCCGACGGAACAAACUUCUGUGUCGUGGUCACGUGUAUGAGCAAGGACCUUCCCGUGAGAGAGGACUUCAUGAGCAAGUGCAGAUCCUUUGUCAAGGAAGUGGGCCUGAACGAGGCAGACCUGCAGGAACUGCGCAAAGAGGGUGUCCAAAGCGGAGGCCUCGAAGCUGCAGGGAGUGGCGGCUGGGUGCGCUUUGAGCUUGGCUAA
Messenger RNA from Python bivittatus (Burmese python), 585 nucleotides. Lineage: Eukaryota; Metazoa; Chordata; Lepidosauria; Squamata; Pythonidae. The record is from RefSeq and is a predicted model, not a curated record.